UAUUGGACCGCUGCACAUGCACAGCAUCUAAAGCUGCAUAUGCAUGCAGCUCUAUUUGCAGAAGUACCGCUGCAGCCCACCCUUACCGAAGCUGCGACUCAUGCAUUGGGUGCUACUAGAUGUACACUGGGGCGGCCAAUCAUGACCUGGUAGGGGACUUGUGAUAUGCGGGAUGGGUAUUGUUGCAGGUAGUUUACGAUGAUAGAAUAGUCAGAGGGAAAAGGAUUUAGGUAAGUUGAAGAGAGGAUGAGACUUCGAUGGGUAUAAAAUCCCGAGGGACUUUCCCCGAGGGCUUCUCACUUUCUGGGUUGCUAUCAUCUAAGUAUCUGUUCAUUUCCUCUAGCUAUUGUUUUCUAGGACAUUAUAUUCACCAUGGAUAAUUCGACCGCUGGUCCGCAAACUACCUUCAAAUUACUUGAUACCUGUGGCUGCACCGAUUUAGACAACCCCAGCAAAUUCACAGGUCCUUUUUACUAUCGAAUCCUCACGGCUUCCCAUCAGAUCAAGUACCUUGGAGUCAAGGGGAUCAAGCCUAACAAGAUGGACAUCUAUGGUCGUGAGUUAGACUUCGAAACCGUUCCCGAUGGUAGUUGGAGCAUCGGAAGCCUCACCCCUAGUCCAAUCACUGGAAAGCUUAUCUUGAUGGAAACAUCUGAGACGAAACUCUGUGCUAUUAAUCCCACCUGGCAUCCUAAUUCGAUCGAUAUUAUCGAUCUCGAAGAUCCCGUAGCUGAUUCCUGGGACCAUGAGCUACUCUGCCAGGGAAAGUUGCAUGCGACAAUUCGAGGUGCUCACUUCGGCGAGUCUAGGACUAUGGUCCAAUAUGAAUGGAAUCCGCGUUUGGUAUACCCACUCGAUAUCGUCACGGACAUAUUCUCCCGGAUUGACGGCCUCGGCAUCGCACCGAAAUUUCUUGCUCAUGUCACCGAAAAUUGUGAUCGGGUUAUCGGAUACAUGGUCCAAGGCAUGAACGGCCGCGCUGCGACCCCCGAGGACCUCGAUGCUUGCCGGGAUGUAUUAUCCAAGCUCCACAGUCUGGGGAUUGUGUUGGGUUUCCUCCACCCACAGGCUUUCAUAAUCACGGACCACGGCCAAGUAUUCCUACACCAAUUUUCCAGUUCAAGAGUCGUUGAGGAUCCCGCGGAGUUUGCGGCAGAGAUGGAGGCGUUGGAAGAAGCGCUUAAGAAGAAAUGGGAGUGGCCUAAGCCCUUCCCCGAGCAUAUUAACCAAGGGCUUACAGCGAUUAUGGAGCGAGAUGGCGGACUCCAUCCGCUGCUUUUGUUAUAUGCGAAGAAGGAGGGGAAGUUGAUGGAGGUUACUAAGGAGGAACAUAGACAUAUGCUGGAGACGCUGUGGGUGGAAGGGGAUAUGUUUAGGGUACCGCCGGAAUGGAGGGAUGUUUAGAUUUGUUGUUAUUAAUGGGCUUGUUUUAUAUACCUUAUCAUAUCAUACGCGUGUGGUUUUGGGGGGGGGUUCCCUCGUAGGAAUUAUUUCAGGCACAGCACCUUAAUCCAGUGCCGAGCCCUCGAGCAGAUAAACUUGACGCCGGGGGCCUAGCUAAGCUGGUAGGUUCGCUUCUGCUGAGCUACGCCCGGGAUGCGAUGUGCAUAUGUAGGAGCUUGUUUAAUG
This is a messenger RNA of Hypoxylon trugodes, 1629 nucleotides long. RefSeq lists its product as uncharacterized. The record is from RefSeq and is a predicted model, not a curated record. The coding region runs from base 373 to 1404 and encodes 343 amino acids. The transcript has a single exon. NCBI's taxonomy places the organism in Eukaryota, Fungi, Ascomycota, Sordariomycetes, Xylariales, Hypoxylaceae.